Anopheles cruzii is the source of this 2118-nucleotide messenger RNA. RefSeq names its product ubiquitin-conjugating enzyme E2 C (gene vih). The transcript has 2 exons. NCBI's taxonomy places the organism in Eukaryota, Metazoa, Arthropoda, Insecta, Diptera, Culicidae. Bases 515 to 1045 code for a protein of 176 amino acids. The record is from RefSeq and is a predicted model, not a curated record.
ACUCGAAAGGGUUUCGUCGAAGAAUGUGUAAAAGUGUAAACUGGAUGAAAGUGUAAAACCGCAGCAAUCUUGUUGCUUGUGUUUCACGCGCGCAUCAAAGUAAACGUGCCGUUUCCGACGAAACUCAUCAGCGAGCAGAACGUGCGCCUCUGUCUGCCAGGUUGCUGUGUCAUUUCGAUUCCAUUCGCCAUUGGGCACGAAACGGGUGCGCGUUCCUUUUACUACAGCCGCUCGGCAGCACAAAAGGGUGUGUGUAGCACCACAGAGAAAGUGGCUCGUUCUACCUGACGGCAGGCGAUUAGAAAGUUCCGAGUGCUACCGAACCAGAACCCGCGGUAGAGCUAGCGGGUAAUUAUCGCGGGCAGAAGCAGAAGUGCAUCGCGGACUGUGCGUGCGCGCGUGUGUGUGUGUGUGUGAGAAGCGUCGUGGCGACCGCUGGUCCAAACGCUAGUCCAAGCAAGCAGUGGGGAAGUUUUGUGACGCUAGAUCGCACCGAACACCGAACGUAGCGAGAAUGGCCCAAAAUAUUAACCCGGAACGCGCCCAGUCAUCCAACCCAUCGAAACAGAACGACGAGACGCUGAUAAACAACAACAAUCAUGCAGUUAGCAAAAGGCUCCAGAAGGAACUGAUGGCUCUGAUGCUGUCCUCGGAAAAGUCGAUAUCCGCCUUUCCGGAGGGUGAAAACUUUUUCAAAUGGAUCGGCACAAUCAGCGGCCCGGACGACACGGUGUACAAAGGGCAGAAGUACAAGCUGCUGCUAGAGUUUCCCAACUCCUACCCGUACUCGGCGCCGAACGUGAAGUUCCUCACGCCCUGCUUCCACCCGAACGUCGACCUCAGCGGCUCGAUCUGCCUUGACAUCCUGAAGGACAAGUGGUCCGCCCUGUACGACGUACGGACGAUCCUGCUCUCGAUCCAGUCGCUCCUGGGCGAGCCGAACAACGAUAGCCCGCUCAACUCGCAGGCGUCGCAGCUGUGGCCGAACCAGGCCGAGUACAAAAAGUAUCUGGACGAUUUUUACGAGAAGAACAAGGAUUCUUAAGCCCACCACCACCUCACCGUCCCUAGUUCCUCGCCCCCCGCGACCAUCACACCAUCCCCUCAGCUCACUCGUAGUAGAUCAAUUUAAGGAUAGCAGAAUAGUCAGUCAAUCAGCCCCCGCCCGGUCACAGCAACAAACAAACCAGCCUUCGUUCUACUGUCCGCACUCCGCCCCGCACACACACUCUGUCCUCUUUCCGGCACUUUCGCGAAAAAGCUGUGCACAGUUGUACAAAACAAAAAACAAGAUCGUCUCACUCGGAACCGGUCGGAAGAUGGAAGACGACGAAGGCACUCGCUACGCAGCUGAGCUCGGGAAAGCAAGAAUUUGUAUGUGAUUUUUCCCGUUUCUUUGGUUUUAAAUGGCGCGAGUAGAAACAACCUCUGUCCCCUUCUCAACAGGCGGGGCCGAUUGACGCAUAAUGAUCUGAUCACAGAACGGGCGGACGGACGCACGUGAUCUUGAAACGACUCUCGAAUAAUUGUGCCCGCCGAUGGAUUGAACCUAAAAAUUCUACAUGUUUUUUUUACAUUUGAGCAAAAUUUAUUAUCUCUUUUCUUUCCGAAGAUUGUAUGCGCACGUUUUUGUAACUAUUUGGUGUAAUCUGUUGCCGUUUCUUCUGUUUUAGUUUUACCUCAGUGGACCACGCUUGUGUUUCUGUGGUUUUUGUUUUGUUCGGGGCUAGGGAAAGGCUACAAAAUGGCUACGUCACGGAUUAUGUUGUUUCCCCCUUGCAAACGGAACCAAUCACCUUGACCGAUUUCGUAUGAUUCCAAGCUAAACGAUAGAAUAUAGUACGUUAACAUGGGUGUGCCGAACACAAAAUACAAUAUUUCAUUCUAGCGUGUCUACUACACUAUGGCAAUCUCGGUUGGAAGGUAGGGUAUUUUAGGGCCGGACUGGCCUUACAUCGGCGACGGAUGGAAAACGCGCCCAGGGCAAGCUAGUAAUGCGCACGCAGCGAGACUCUAUUUAUUUAUCGUAACUCUGUGUACUGUGUAUUAGUAAAGCUAUAAUGAUGUGUUCGUUGAUUGCAACCACCCCCCGAACCCCUAGCGGCAAAUGACUGUCUG